Cadophora gregata is the source of this 1896-nucleotide messenger RNA. RefSeq lists its product as uncharacterized. The record is from RefSeq and is a predicted model, not a curated record. NCBI's taxonomy places the organism in Eukaryota, Fungi, Ascomycota, Leotiomycetes, Helotiales, Ploettnerulaceae. The transcript is spliced from 4 exons. Gene Ontology annotation, cellular component: membrane. Gene Ontology annotation, biological process: phosphate ion transmembrane transport. The coding region runs from base 1 to 1896 and encodes 631 amino acids.
AUGGUGAUGUCCGAUUACACUUAUGUUUUUGCCAUUGGCACAAUGUUUGCGCUGCUCGAAGCGUAUAACAAUGGUGCAAAUGAUGUGGCCAACGCCUGGGCUACCUCAGUCUCCUCCCGAUCCGUCACAUACCGACAAGCUAUGUUCCUGUGUUUGAUCUUCGAAAUGACUGGUGCUCUUGCCGUCGGUGCCCGAACUGCUUCUACGAUUAAGAACGGAAUUAUCCCAAUCAAGGCUUUCAACGGCGACGCUGAUGUCCAACUUCUCGCUUUUGCUUGCGCCUCUGCUGGUGCCGCUAUCUGGGUUAUGUGGUGUACUCGCAACUCUGCACACGUUUCUUCGACUUACUCUUUGGUCUCAUCCAUUGCCGGUGUUGGUGUCGCAGCUGUUGGCGCGAAGAAUGUAGAGUGGGGCUGGAGCAAGGGAUCUGGUCUUGGUGCCAUUUUCGCCGGUUUGGUCAUGGCUCCUUUCAUCGCUGGAGCAUUCGGUGCCAUUAUCUUUUCGCUCAUCAAGUUUACUGUCCACAAGCGAACUGACCCCGUGAAAUGGGCCGUUUUCACCUCCCCAUUCUUCUUCCUCAUUGCCGGAACCAUUUGCACGCUCUCCAUCGUCUACAAGGGUUCCCCAAAGCUCGGUCUUGACAAGAAGCCUGCGUGGUUCAUCGCAUCAGUCACUCUCGGUGUUGGUUUCGGACUCUUCAUUCUUUCCGGACUCUUCUUCGUCCCAUACGUCUUCUGCAAGGUCAUCAAGAAGGAUUACACCCUCAAGAUCACCGAUAUCUGGCAGGGACCCGCUCUCUUCACCCGUGUUCCUCCCUCCGACGCCGCUGAGGCUCGCGUACCAAACUACAACGUUAUCCAACACGAUGACGAGGAGGACACUGGUGAGCUCGCCGCACCCGGCACUCUCCCAACCAAGAACGUCGACAUCGAUGCCAUUGAGAAGUCUCCCGCUGGAAGCGACAAGGACCUUGCUGUCUCCGACAACGAGAAGUCCCACCACCAGACUCAACCUAUCUCUGCCCAUGCCGCCGGUAACACCAACCUCGAGAAUGCCAUCGCCGGUGACAACCCCAAGCUCCAAUACCAACUCCUGCUCCGCCGCGCCGAGGAGAAGCACCACUCACAGCUAAGACAAAGCCGCGGACCUCUCGGAUGGGCCAUGCGAACACUUUACACCCACCGCAGCGGCGCUGGUGAGAUCUACGAACUCCACAACUUGAAGAAGCUUAUGAUGCGUCUCCCCGCCUACGUCGUCGUCGCAGGCCUCUACGGUUUCUACUACGACAUCCAUCGCGCUCAAGUCGGUAUCCUCGGUACCCCCGAAGGCCGCAGAAUGGCCGGUGUCUACGACCACGCCACCAAGUACCGCAACGAAGUCGAAUACCUUUACUCCUUCGUCCAGAUCAUCACCGCCUGUACCGCCUCUUUCGCCCACGGUGCUAACGAUGUCGGUAACGCUGUCGGUGUCUGGGCAGGUAUGUACGGUGCCUGGACGACUGGCAAGACUGUCGCGUCAAAGGCUGACGUUCCGCUUUGGCAAAUCGCUGUCAUGGCUCUCACCAUCUGUUUCGGAUUCAUCACUUAUGGUUACAACAUCAUGAAGGUGAUGGGUAACAAGAUCACCUACCACUCCCCAUCAAGAGGAUCCAGUAUGGAGAUGGGUGCUGCUAUCACAAUUCUGAUCUUCUCUCAGUACAAGCUGCCAGUGUCCACGAGUAUGUGUAUCACAGGUGCUACUGUUGGUGUUGGUCUCUGCAACGGCACCUACAAGGCUGUUAACUGGCAGCGAGUCGGACUUCUGUUUUUCUCAUGGGUCAUGACCAUCCCUAUUGCGGGUCUCAUUGGAGGUUGCUUGAUGGCUUUGGCCGUCAAUGCGCCGCAUUACGGAAAUUAA